Diospyros lotus (date-plum) is the source of this 1349-nucleotide messenger RNA. RefSeq names its product glutamyl-tRNA reductase-binding protein, chloroplastic. The transcript has 5 exons. The coding region runs from base 91 to 1089 and encodes 332 amino acids. The record is from RefSeq and is a predicted model, not a curated record. Lineage: Eukaryota; Viridiplantae; Streptophyta; Magnoliopsida; Ericales; Ebenaceae. Gene Ontology annotation, cellular component: chloroplast.
GAGUCCAUCAUCCAUCGCGGUUCUCUCCCUCUCCCUCUCCCUGAGAAUUACAAGUUGAGUGUUUGAGAGACAAGAAGAGGAAGAGGAAGAAUGGUUCCGACGAGCAAGACCACCCUCGCAUCCCACCUUCCCCCUCUUCUUCCAAUCCUUCCCUUUACUACCCGCUGCUUCUCCAAACCAAAUAUUGUCAGAAGAAACCAUUUCUAUCCCCCGCCGCCGCUUCUUAAAUCUCCGUUCAAGCCGCCUCUCAGAUGCUCCCUCUCUGUGGCCUCCGAGCCCACCCCCACCCAUUUGGAGUUCACAGACAACCAGCUCAAACCAUCUCCAGCCGAGGUCUCAAGAACCAUCAUGGAGUUGUCUUCGGUCGCCACUCUCUCUACCUUGUCCCGGGACGGCUGGCCCUUUGGCGUUGGCGUUCGCUUCGCUGUCGAUUCCCAAGGCACUCCCAUCUUGUGCUUGAACACCCAGUUCCCCCUGUUCGAUGGGGAGAACAAGUCUAGCCUCCAUGUCCAGUUGGAACAGUGUGGGUUGCGCACUCCACAGUGCACGAUUCAGGGCAGCCUUGACAAACCAGAAGAUGGAGUGCUUCUCAAGAAACUUCAUUCCACAUGGAAAACGAGGUUUGGAGAAGAAGUGAAUGAAGAACUUAUAUAUGUUGUCAACGUCAAACGAGUAUUUCAGAUAGAAGAUUUCUCAGAGGAAGGGGUGUGGUUCACCUCAUCAGAUUACAAAAUGGCAAACCCUGAUCCACUAAGGGACUUUGCAGAAAGAGUUGUGGAUGAGAUCAACAGUCACAACACGGAAGAUGUUGAUCGUUUUUGCAACAUCUAUGUUGAUUUGGAUUUCCAGGUAUCAGAGGCCAAAAUGGUUUGGGUGGACCGGUUAGGGUUUGACUUGCGGCUUAGGUCUCUCCAAAAUGAUAUAUUUGAGGUCCGGAUUCCUUUCCCUAGAGAAGUGACAGAUGAGAAGGGUGUAAAAUCAUCUUUCAAUGGUAUGGCCCAACUUGCAUGGGAGGUGGAGAAGAAUUACCUUGCCCCAGAUUUCAAGAAGGUGAAGCAAUUGAAGAAGAUCACAUCUAGAGGACAUUAAGUUGUGACAAUUUGUGUACCUUAUUUUUUUUUGCCGCAGAGUGAGUGUAAUUAAAUUUUGGCCUUCCUCUUCUGUGCUAAAGAUUUGUCUAAGAGAAAAGACCUAAACAAAUUUAACUCAAUGGUAGUGCCAAUUAUUCCACAAGGCAAUGUGGCUUGUUUCAUUGAUUUGGAGUCCAAGAUACUGUAUAUCUUAAAUGUUUUUUGAAAUUGAAAGUUGUUUAUGGGGCUUGGACUUAGAUUUAGUGCCAUGACCCUCUA